CAGAGCCUCGCCCUGGCGGCAGAGAGGGGACGCGCUCCUCCUGGGGGGACGGCGGAGGGGGAUGCCGGUCCAGCGCCCUCCUUCUGAAGAGGGGGGGGGGCAGAUGGCCCCCGGGCCCUAGCUAGAGGAGACCCCCCCCCAACUGCCCCCUCCAGACGGACGGGGAGAGGAGUCCCUCCGACUUGCGCCCGGCAGCCCCAGAUGUUGUGGGAGGCGCAGCCUUUGUUUAGGAGCAGCAGAGAGAGCCGCCAUGCCCUCUGAUCAGCCGUCCCCGCCCGGUCACCCGCUGAAGCCUGGGAAGAAGACUGGUCCAGCUCGGUCCUCGAAGUCAGAGAGCCCCGGCUCGGAGGGCAGCCCUCGGCAGGCUGUGAAGAUGACGGUGGGCCUUGCGUCGAGCGGGACGUCCCAUCACUUGUCGAGCGAAGUGGAGAAGGACUCGGGGUUUUCAGACGUGAGCUCAGACUACCUGAGCACCAUAGAGCAGACCGACACGGAGGACCAGUCCGCCUCCACGCUGCGCCACCCAGCCAAGCUGCAGCAGGCACCGCAGAAGGCGUCCAGGGGACUCCCGGGCAGCACCUUCGCCGGCCUCACGCCUGUGUACAUUGUCAAAAACGUCGCCCUCAAACAGCCCCUGGGUGCGUCUGCCCCCGCCCAGUUCCUGGCAUGGAGCGGCCAGCACUCCCUCGACGGCCUGCAGGCCUCCCCGGCCCGCGUGCUCUUCAUCCAGCAGCCGCUGGCCACCCUGAAGCCCCUGCUUCCCAGCCAGAGGUCUGCCGCCAAGGCAUCCUUCCCGGCCAGCCUCAGCGCUUACCCCAGAAUCGCUCCUCACCCCACCCUUGACCCGCUGCCCAAGGCAGGCCCGCCGGCGGCCGCCCCAACAGGCGACACCAGCAAGAGCAAGCGCUUCUGCCUGGAAGAGGCCUGGGUCUCGUCUUCCAAGCCGGCCGCACCAAAACGCGGGGGGGAGAAGCUGGGAGGAGGGGAGCCACCGCCUCCGCCUCCCUCGGACCCGCCCGCGCCCACUGCUCCCGGCCCGGAGGUCCUCCCCUCCCAGGACGCCGUCACCUCGUCCACCGGCUCCGGGACGGCCGGCUUGGACCAGGCCGAGGCGCGGAUGAUCUCCCGGGCCUCCAGGAAGCUGGGCUUCGGCAACCCGGGGAGGCAGCGCCGCUUCCAGAACACGGUGGAGAUCCUCCAGAAGUCGGGCCUGCUGGGUAUCACGCUGAGGACCAAGGAGCUGAUCCGGCAGAGCGGCAACACCCAGCGGGACUUGGCCGAGCUGCGGGAGCAGGCCCAGCUCCUCUACGAGGCCGUGCAGAGCAACGACGCCCGGGCCUGGACCCGCCUCCAGGAGGCCAUGAGCCGCUCCGCCGACUACUGGGCCAGCAAGGGCGCCACCUCCUACCCGCUGCGGGGGCAGCAGAGCCUGCCGGUCGAGGCCGCCGUGGCAGUGGACGGGGAGAGUCCCCCCGGGUCGCCUGUGAACUUGUCUCUAGCGCCUGACGCCUCCUCGGCGGGCCCGGGGCUGCCUUAAGCCCUUCCUCGCUUUCUUCCCGAGCGAAGGGUUGUUCUCUGAAAUUGGCGUUUGGGCCCCUGACCCCCUCGGCCUCCCGCGGGAGCCCUGAGCACAAGGCCGGGCUGGCCCUCUCCGACCUGGACCACGGGCCACUUGGGACUUGGAGGGCCACGGAGAUCCGGCGUGCGCUUGCAGAUGGACUCUGAGAGUGGGGGCGGGGAGGGGGUGUCUUUGGGCCCUGGCAAAUCGGGGCAGGCCCUGCCGGCCCGGCCUGGGGGCUCUAUUGGUGUAGGGAGGGGGCGCUUGCCGGACCGGGUUGCUGGGGGAGGCGGGGAAAGACAAGCGGCUUUUGCAUCGAUCGCGUCACGAGCUCGGGGCUGCGUCUGUCUUCUGAGAGCGGGACUCGGCCGGGGCUUUCCGGCAACCUUCAGGGGCUCUCAGUUUGGGGGGGGGGUCUCCCCCGCCCUGGCUCUUCGGGGGGUCCUCCUGGCUGUAAGGAAGCCAGCCAGCCAGCCACCCCCACCUUCCGCCCGAACUGCCAUGGGAGAAGAGAACAGCUCCCUCCCUGCAGGAGGUGAAGGGUGAGCCUGUACUGCUCCGUCUGCCUGGUGGAGAGCUCUGCCUCUCUGGAGAAGCUUGCGGGCGCUGCCGCCGCCGACCGAAGACGGUGCAAUAAAAAGAUAUCUUUUGG
This is a messenger RNA of Gekko japonicus, 2210 nucleotides long. RefSeq names its product CLOCK-interacting pacemaker-like. NCBI's taxonomy places the organism in Eukaryota, Metazoa, Chordata, Lepidosauria, Squamata, Gekkonidae. The coding region runs from base 251 to 1537 and encodes 428 amino acids. Gene Ontology annotation, cellular component: nucleus. The transcript is spliced from 4 exons. The record is from RefSeq and is a predicted model, not a curated record. Gene Ontology annotation, biological process: negative regulation of DNA-templated transcription; negative regulation of circadian rhythm.